Messenger RNA from Daphnia pulex (common water flea), 4290 nucleotides. RefSeq names its product THO complex subunit 2-like. The record is from RefSeq and is a predicted model, not a curated record. Gene Ontology annotation, cellular component: THO complex part of transcription export complex. Gene Ontology annotation, molecular function: mRNA binding. NCBI's taxonomy places the organism in Eukaryota, Metazoa, Arthropoda, Branchiopoda, Diplostraca, Daphniidae. Gene Ontology annotation, biological process: mRNA processing; mRNA export from nucleus. Bases 439 to 4113 code for a protein of 1224 amino acids. The transcript is spliced from 16 exons.
GACGGUUUUUUGGUUCGUAACCCGCCAGUUAGAGGGCGGAGAAGCGCAGCGGGCCCAAAAGAAGACACACACACACACGGGGGUGUUUUUUCGUCGUCUACUUGGUCGAUGAAACGCCACAAGUGUUGCUCGUUUAGAUUUUGGUCGACGCCAACAUACACGUUUAGGAGAUCCGCUGCGUCCAAAAAACCAAACGUCCACCCGAAAAAGUGUAUGUAACUUUGUGGCCACCAGAAACCCCCAUCCAUUUUUGUGUGUCAGUGUCUUGUGCCAAGAACGUGUGUAACAUUCGGGUUUCUCUUCGUUCCAGUGAAUUGUUGAUUCUGUGGUGCGUCUUGUGACUUGAGCAGCCGACGUUCGCCAUUUCAUUUCUCUUUGUACGACACACACGUUCACACACGUGGACAGGCCCAUUUUUCUCCCCUCGUGCAGAGAAAAAUGACAUCGUCUGUCGAGGAAGACUCUUUAGUGGAAUUUGAUGACACCAUCACUCCACUCUGCGUUUCAGAGGUUGUACAGUCUUUAGUUGGUCGCUUCAACUUGGAUCCGAAUCCGGUGUUAGAUGUGAUUGUAGAAUCAUUUGAACGUCGGCCGCAGCUUCACGGUGUCUUUCUUCCACUGAUUCGCUCGUACACGUCAGAUCGGUUGACUUUGUGUAAAGUCUUAGCGUCGAAGAUUCAAGAUUCAAGAUUCGACCCGUCAUCUACACCGAAUUCUCUUUUCGUCAUCACUGCUCUUUUAUUGCAGCAUGGAGACAUUCAUCUAGAAGAUAUUUAUCGUUGGCUUACGCCUAAAGACAGCGAAAUCGACGAAUCCGCCGCUAAAGAAUUAGCAGACGCAAAAGAGUAUGCUCGUCGAAUGACAAAAGAAGACGACAAAAUUGAAGAAUUGAUUGAAGAAAGGGCACCUUAUAAUCAGAAAUUUGGACUGUGUGAAGCUCUUCUUUCAGUGGGAGCUUGGGAACAAGCAUCUACUCUUCUUAAACGUCAUCCAGAUUUUUUCGUCACAUCUUAUCGACCCAUCUGGAGCAGUAUCUGCAAACUGGUCGACUACGUAAUUGAACCGGUGUAUCGCACUCGAUGCUGCAUAUCUCCAAAACUUUGUGGCAAACCAGUUUUAUCUGUCGGUGUAUGGAACCUCCCCAAGACAGCCAAGGAAAUGAAGGAGUUGAGAGAAACUGCUUUCCCCAUGCUACUCUCUUUGGGACCCCAUUUGUAUAACGAUUCUGUCCUCCUGCACAAGUUGAUCCGUUUGUGCAAUACUGCGUUAGAUGAUUGUGGCUUGAACAGUUCAAAGGAACUUCCGCAAGACCCGGAUUCGCUGUACUUUGACGUUUGUAGACUGUUUGAUGUUGUAAUAUGGCCAUCACUCGCCCUCAUGGAAUGGAAUUGCCAUGUGGCAGAAGAAAUCUGGAAUGUUUUGAAGAAAUUACCUUUUGAGCACCGUUAUCGUCUGUAUGACCUUCGGAAGAACGACACGUUUCAGAGCCAUUCUUUGCUCAUCCGCCGCAAAGUAGACUGCGGUAAACGCAUCGAGGACAUUAUGAAGCGUGUGAGCAAGGAUAACGUCAAGCCCACGGGUCGAUUGCUUGACAAUCUUAGUCACAGCUGCCCUGGCUUUCUUUUUGACUACAUUUUGUCCCAAAUUCAAAUCGACGGCAACAUGAUUGGCCCUCUUGUGGAUUCACUCGAGUACCUUACAAACCUAUCGUAUGAUGUUCUUGGUUAUUGCGUUUUGGAAGCACUUUCGAACCCAGACAAGGAGCGCACCAACCAUGAUGGAACUACCAUCUCUAUGUGGCUGACGGCUCUUUCCGCCUUUUGUGGAGCCAUUUACAAGAAAUACAACAUAGAUUUGACUGGACUUCUCCAAUACGUUGCCAAUCAACUUAAGGCGCAAAAGAGCUCAGAUCUAAUUAUUCUUCAGGAAAUGGUGCAUAAAAUGGGGGGCAUCGAAGCGUCCGAGCAAACGACAAAGGAACACAUGGAAGCAAUGCAAGGCGGUAAGCUACUAAGAGCUGAAGUUGCUCAUUUUGGACCGGUUCUGGUUAACAAGAAAGCUGCCCAGCGUUUAAAGGAAACAUUGCUCGAAUCCAAUUUGGCCAUAACCCUCUGUCAUAUUAUCGCACAGCAACGCGACAAAUGGAACAAACGCCUUAAAAAUCAAGAAACAGAGAAUAAUCAUCUAAAGUUGGAAGGUAAACUAUACGACCAAUGUCAAGAUACGCUCGUUCAGCUUGGAAAAUUCUUGGCUUUGAAUAUGAGUGACGACGACUACGUCAGACGCACACUCCUGAGCGGAGUAUUCCGACCUCCAUGGUCACAAUUAGGAUCAUGGCUCUCCGACAUCCACAUCCAUUCUGAUGUCGCAUUUUAUCUGGCACGACCAAUGUUAAUUUAUUCGAUCAAUUCCAAAUACGAUGAAUUGUGGCGUGCUGAAAAGAAUUCUGAGAAUUUACUUCCGGCCCAGAAAACUCAAAAGUAUUUAGAGGCUGUACGAUUGGUCAUGACUCCCAUUUGUGAAUCAGUUCGUCCUUUGUGCCCGGCUGAAGUUUGGGAGGAUCUAUCUCCUCAAUUUUUUGCCACUUUUUGGUCGCUGACGGUCUACGAUUUGUCAGUGCCAAAUGCUGCGUACGAACGGGAAGUGCAACGCCUGAAGGUAGCCAUUGAACAGACAGAUGAAAAUCGUGAACUGCCAGGCAGUGAACAGAAGAAAGAGUUGGAUCGCUGUAAGGCUUUGAUAAAAAAUCUUCUGGCAGAAGAAAAGAAACAGAAAGAUCACAAUGAACGUAUCAUGGCGAGAUUAACACAAGAAAAAGACAGCUGGUUUCUCAAAUUAUCAAAAACGGAGACGAUCACCCAGUUUCUCCAACACUGCCUUAUUCAUCGCUGCGUUUUCACCGCGACAGAUGCCUUAUUUUGCGCUCGCUUUGUACAGCUUUUGCACAAUUUGAAAACACCAAACUUUUUAACGCUUAAGUGCUACGAUCUGAUCUUUUGUGAUAUAACAUGGAAAGGCACUGUGCCUUCUUGUACGGAAAACGAGGCAGAUCGUUAUGGACGCUUUUUGUGUGCCAUGCUCGAAACUGUAAUGCAUUGGCACUCAAGCAAGAAAAUAUUUGACGAAGAGUGUGCCAAUUUUCCUGGAUUCUUUACCAAAAUUAAACGCGACGAUCAGCCUGGGGUAAAAAACGAUCACGUUGACUUUGAAAACUAUCGUCAUAUUGUUUACAAGUGGCACCAGAAGAUUGCCAAAGCGCUAGUUGUAUGUCUUGAAUCAAAAGACUAUGUCAAGAUUCGAAAUGCACUGAUCGUCCUAAUACGCAUCUUGCCAUUCUUCCCCGUUAUCACGCCUCUUGUCGGGUGGAUUGAUCGAAAAGUCGAAAAAGUAAGCAGUCAGCAACGAGACAAGCAACAGGAUUUAUCAGCGAUGGCUAUUUCAUAUAGUGGUCAAUUAAAGAACAAAAAAACGUCCAUUCCAGAACAUGAUUUCCAUCUGGUGACGAGGAAACCUGUAACUAAAACAACUCCUCAAAGUACCAAUUCACUUGUUGUGGCAGCAAAUCCUGGUGCUCAUCCUGAGAAUGGAGUUGUUAAGCAUGAAGGAGUAAAUGGGGUGGAAAAAGCUUUAACAAAUUUGCAUGAUACUCCUACCUCUACUCCAAGCGAAUCUCAGUCGAGCACUCCAGUCGCUGUUGGCCUCAAGGAGAUUAAAAAAGAAAAAGAAAUAAGGGAGACAAAGGAUAAAGUAAAGGAAGAGAGAAUAAAAGGAGAGAAAGAUUGGCAGUACAAAGAAUCGAUUGAAAAACGAGAAGAAAUUCCUGACCGUACCACAGAGAAGAGGAUAAAAGAACGGAAAGAAGAUAGAGAAGAUAGGCCUCAUUCGGGCAAGCUUGAUCGUGAGGAUGAACGGAUGGAGCGUGACGGACAAGACCGCAAGGAACGAAGUAAUUUCCAAGAAGGACGUCGUGAAUGGAAAGACGAGCGUAAAAGGGUAGACGAGCGUAAAAGGAAUCGGGUGCCAGAUGAGGUUUUGAUGGAUGCCAAACGUCGAAAGGAGGUAGUACGAGAAGAAGUAAGAUCCCCCAAGGCAUGGAUACGGAAGUCCCUCUGAUGGAAACUCUGAUAGACGAGGACAUAACAAACUCUCGCUCUCGUAGCGCACCUCUUUCACGAGAAGCAUCGGAUCGCUCAUUUCACCCGUUAUUAGAUUAUUAGAUUAUUAUUAUCCUUAUUAUUAACAUUAGAUUAUAUUCCUUCAAUUAUUAAAAUAAAAUUUGGUUAACCUAAA